This is a messenger RNA of Raphanus sativus (radish), 593 nucleotides long. RefSeq lists its product as uncharacterized. The record is from RefSeq and is a predicted model, not a curated record. NCBI's taxonomy places the organism in Eukaryota, Viridiplantae, Streptophyta, Magnoliopsida, Brassicales, Brassicaceae. Bases 89 to 385 code for a protein of 98 amino acids. The transcript has 2 exons.
UAUUUCAGUCUCAGCUUUCCUCCGAAACAAAUUCGCCGUAGUCGUAGUCUUUAUGUUUUUCUUACCGUUUCUCGAUUGAUUUCUGAUCAUGGCGAUGAACACAGGAAUCCGAUCUAUCUCAAAGAUAAUAGCUUCAUCCGAAUCAUCAGUCUCCAGAUCUGUGAGCAGAAGCUUCCACUCAACUGGAGCUAAGAAGAUGAGCGGAGGAGGAGGGCAUGGUCAUGACGAGCCAUACUACCUCCACGCAAAGCACAUGUACAAUUUGGACCGCAUGAAGUACCAAGGUCUCAAGAUGUCUCUCGGUGUCUUUACUGCUUUCAGCAUUGGCGUUGGAGUUCCCAUCUUUGCUGUUGUCUUCCAGCAGAGGAAGACUGCCUCUGGUUGACUUCACUCUCUCUCUCUCUCUCUUCUUCUCUGCUUCAAUAAUUUUGUUUUUAAUUCGUAGCCACAUGUCUGAUCGUUAUGGUAAAAGUACAUUAUUCAUCCUCCUUUUACUGGCUGUUUGACGCUGGAAUAAUGUAACUUUGAUUGGAAUCGCAAGUUAAUUGUUUGAAUAUUUUUCAUUUUGAGCAAGCAAUUUGUUUUAUUCACCA